AUGCAUGAGCGGGGAUUUAUGCAUGGGGAUCUUCAUCGGGGGAAUAUACUUCUCCUCUUCCAGGCACAGUCUGACUUGGAUAAUCUGUCUACGAGGGAGCUGUAUGAACUUUACGGAAAGCCAGAUCUUGUGCCCGUCACUCGAUAUGACGGCCAACCGCCUCCACCAGGCGUCCCCAAACACGGUGUCAUCCCUAUCUGGCUCGGAGCAUCAAGCAAAAAGAUCACACUCCCAGAAGCGAGAAUCAUUCUUACGGAUUUCGGCGAGACGUUCUCUCCGGCACGGGAGAAGAGAUUCGAGUCCCGUACUCCUCUGCUCAUAAGACCUCCUGAGGCUCUAUUCGAGCCGACACGGCCGCUAACUUUCUCGUCUGAUAUUUGGUCGCUUGCGUGUACUAUCUGGGAUAUUGUAGCGCAGCGGUCGCUGUUUGAGGGCUUUCUCACGGAUGAGGACGAUAUGACUUGUCAGCAGAUUGCGGCGCUGGGGCCGCUUCCGAGGAAGUGGUGGGAGAGAUGGAAGGGUCGUGGAAAUUAUUUUAAUGAUGACGGUGAGCCAAAUAAUCGAGCUACGUCGCAGUAUGGGCCUUUGGAAGAUUCCUUUGAAUUGGAUGUUCAGAAAGCGCGGGUUCGAGAGGGGAUGUCGCCGUUUGGAUCGGGUGAGCGGGAUGCUUUCUUUGAGAUGAUGCGUUCGAUGCUUGCUUUUAGGCCGGAAGAGCGCUUGUCUGUGCAGCAGGUGCUUGAGGCUGAGUGGAUGGUGAAAUGGGCUAUUCCGGAGUAUGAGAAGAUUCGAAGCGAACGGGAAGGCUAG
Messenger RNA from Aspergillus candidus, 807 nucleotides. RefSeq names its product protein kinase-like protein. Gene Ontology annotation, molecular function: ATP binding; protein kinase activity. Gene Ontology annotation, biological process: protein phosphorylation. The transcript has a single exon. The record is from RefSeq and is a predicted model, not a curated record. NCBI's taxonomy places the organism in Eukaryota, Fungi, Ascomycota, Eurotiomycetes, Eurotiales, Aspergillaceae. The coding region runs from base 1 to 807 and encodes 268 amino acids.